CUAACCUUUUUACUUUUUUUCCUGAUCAGGAAUUGUGCGUGUAUGCGAUGAAUUUUCGUAAAAAAUGGAUUUAUUUACCGAAAUUCAAGAUAGAUUAGAAACUAAAAAGUUUUUGAAAACUGCCCAAACAUUUCAUGAUGGUUAUAUUAGCAAUGGUGCCAGUUUUGAAACUGAUGAUGGAAUUAUUUUUGUCAAGACAAAUUACGAAGACAUAGCUUUAGAUAUGUUGAAUGGUGAAUUUUCUUCAUUGCAAAAAAUUGCAGAAACCCAAACUAUAUGUACGCCAAAGCCUUAUUUUGUAAUAGCCGAUCCGAAUAGCAAUGGCGGAGCGUUGAUUGUUGAAUAUUUGAACAUGCAACCGGUGACAAAUUGGAAAAAACUUGGCUCCAAUUUAGCGGAUUUACAUUUAUUCAAUUCGGUUCUUGGUCGUAAAAAACUGCGGUUAGAAUCAUGGAUCGGUAAACCGCUCACAUCGCAAUUACCUGAGAAUAUUGAAUUUACUAUAAACAAAAACAUCAAAUUGAACAUUCCCUGUGACAUUAUCGAAAAAGUCGACCAUGUAGAAGAAUUCGGAUUCUAUUCAACCACUUGUUGUGGAAAAAUUCCUCAGAACAAUGAGUGGCAUGAUAAUUGGAUUGAAUUUUAUGCUCGUAAUCGUUUGAAGCAACAAGUUGACUUGGUCAUUGAAAAUUUUGGUAACCGCAAAAUUAUCGAAUAUUGGUCAGAACUUCAGCUUAAAAUCGAUAAAUUUUUCAUUGAUGUCAUUGAUAAUAUUGAACCGGCUUUAUUGCAUGGAGAUUUGUGGUCAGGAAACGUUACACAAAUCGUAAAUGGAGAUCCGGUAAUUUUUGAUCCAGCAUCAUUUUAUGGCCAUUCUGAAUACGAACUUUCAAUUUCCAAACUAUUCGGAGGAUUCAGUUCCAUAUUCUAUGAUGAAUAUUUCAACAAGAUUCCCCAGCAAAAAGGCUUCAAAAAACGUUCAGAAUUGUACACACUCUUUCAUCUACUCAAUCAUUGGAAUCAUUUUGGUGGAUCAUACGCAAACCAAAGCAUUGAUUUAAUGAAAAAAAUAACGAGUUAUGUUUUUAAUAUUAAUUAAAUCAUGAUAAAUAGAACUUUGCACUUAAGGCGAUAUGAUCUGAACCCAAAAUUGAAUUGGGUAUGUUGCCGAUUUUUUUCAAAUUUUGUUUGUUCAUUAAUUGUUUAAAUGCUGAUAAACGUAAAUUUUUAUGAUUAUGACUAUAAAACAAAUGAUCAACCAGACCGCAA
Dermatophagoides farinae (American house dust mite) is the source of this 1269-nucleotide messenger RNA. Its product is annotated as ketosamine-3-kinase. Lineage: Eukaryota; Metazoa; Arthropoda; Arachnida; Sarcoptiformes; Pyroglyphidae. The record is from RefSeq and is a predicted model, not a curated record.